CUCGAUUUCCAUCCAUGUGCAAGUUUUUCCCCCCUCUUUUCCUUUUCCAAACUGCGAACGAGUUUCAAUUUUGAUCCCGAGUUUUCCCAAUUGAGAAAUUCUUUUGCUCUGGGUUCCAAAAUGAAUCCCCCUUUUACUUCUCAAUUUUUCAAUUUGUUUUCCUAGCCUCGCAGCACAUCUCGAUUUUUUUCUUUAAUUGUGUUCAUCUUCACCUCAAAAAUCAAUUCGAUUUCUUCUUUGCUCGAGAUCAACAGAAUGACAUGAAUUCUUGAUCCGCUGCUAAAUCUUGACUUGCAACUUUUCGCCAACCUAGAAUUUUGCACUGCAAUCGUAAAUGAUUUCUCUGAUUUCGGAGAAUAAUUUUAUUCCCCAAAUCCCAGUCGGGUUUGAAGUAUAACAGAGUAGAACUGUGAUAUCUCACAUGGCUUCAUACAGGCCGUUCCAUCCGCCGGCGCAGUCAACAAUCGCUCCUCCACCGACAGCGCCACCGAAUCAAAUUACUCUUCAGCCCCCGGCACCACCACCACACGGCAAUCAGUACCCUCAGAAUUGGGAUACUUCCAGCGGCAAAGAGGGCUCGGCAUACAAUCAGAAUUUUGCCCAGAUGAAUCUGAGUUCAAACUAUCAACAUGCAGGAUAUGGAUCAUCAUCGCAACAGCAUUUCAGCCAUCCAGUGCCGCCACCGCCCCAACAGCAGCCGUUUCAGUAUCAGCCACCACCACCGCCACCAUCAGAAUCUUCUUCGUAUCCUCCACCACCACCACCCUCGUCCAUGCCACCAUUACCGGUCCCAGCUCCUCCAACAUAUUACCCGGAUUCUCAAUUCAAUCAGCCUCAACCAUUGCAACCGCCGCCUCCACCACCUCCUCCUUCAUCUCCUCCUCUUCCUCCUCCACCACCUUCUCAGCCCUCAUCCCCGCCACCACUCCUUUCUACUGGGCCUUCUGCGAGAUUGAGCACGAAGAGCAGGCAUGCAGGUGAGAAAUCAGGGCAUGGAAAUCUGGAAGCUUCAUCUAAACAGAAACAAAAGCCCCCCUUGCCGCAUACUGGCCCAGUUCAAAGAUCUAGUAGGCAUGGGCAAACAGGUAAGGCUGAGACAGAGGAGGAGAGAAGGUUGAGGAAAAAGAGGGAGUAUGAAAGGCUAAGGCAAGAGGAGAAACACAAGCAGCAUUUGAAGGAGUCUCAAACUAAAGUGCUACAGAAGACCCAAAUAUUGGCCACUGGGGUAAAGGGCCACGGGUCUAUUAGCGGAUCGCAUAUGGGUGACAGGAGUACUCCAUUACUAAGCGGUAACAGAAUUGAAAACCGAUUGAAGAAGCCGACAACUUUUGUCUGCAAAAUGAAGUUCUGGAAUGAACUACCAGAUCCAUCUGCAAAGAUGAAGCUUUUGACUUUAAGAAGAGACCGGGAUCGAUACGUUAAAUACACAAUUACAUCAUUGGAGAAAAAUCACAAACCUCAGCUAUACGUUGAACCGGACCUUGGGAUACCUCUUGAUCUUCUUGAUCUGAGUGUAUAUAAUCCUCCGAAGGGUGAAAGACCAUCCAUGGAUCCUGAGGAUGAGGAGAUAUUGCAUGAAGAUGUUCCUAUAACCCCAAUUAAGAAAGAUGGCAUAAAACGGAAAGCAAGGCCCACUGAAAAGGGUGUUUCUUGGCUAGUCAAAACUCAGUACAUAUCUCCUCUCAGUACAGAAUCAACAAAGCAGUCUCUAACCGAAAAACAAGCAAAGGAAUUGCGUGAAUCAAGAGGCGGUCUGAACAUUUUGGAUAAUCUUAACAGCAGGAAAGGGAAAAUUCAGAAUAUUGAGACUUCAUUCAAGGCAUGCAAGUCAAAGCCUGUUCAUGCAGUCAACUGCCAACUACAGCCUAGAAGGAUUUUACCACUUAUUCCUUAUUUUGAGCGGUAUGAAGACCAGUUCGCAUAUGCGAGUUUUGACAGUGCUCCAACAGCUGAUUCAGAAAUCUACAGUAAGCUGAAUGCAGCAGAUCGUGAUGAGCACGAACGUUGUGCAAUUAUGAAAAGUUUUAUGGCUUCAAGCUCGAGUACAGAUAAACCUGAUAAAUUUUUGGCAUACAUGGUGCCAUCAGUUGGAGAGCUGAAGAAGGAUAUGCAUGAUGAAAAUGAAGAUAUUACCCAUUCAUGGAUCCGAGAGUAUCACUGGGAUGUGCGAGGUGAUGAUGUAGAUGAUCCUACCACAUACCUCGUCGCAUUUGGCGAUUCAGAAGCCAAAUAUUUACCACUUCCGACAAAGCUUAUUCUAAGAAAAAAGAGGGCAAGAGAAGGAAAAUCAGGUGACGAGGUCGAACAUUUUCCUGUGCCUAAAAGGGUGACGGUUAGAAAGAGAUCUCAAGUAGCUGUCAGAGAAUUGAAAGAUAUUGAGCAGGAUUAUGUAGCUUCAAAUGGAAGAUUAGGCGUGAAUGGGAAGGGUGUGCACCACAGUGAUGUUGAUGAUCAAGAUACUGGAGGUGAAGAUUAUAUAUCCGAGUAGUUCCUUUUGUUUGAUUGCUAGAUAGACUGGAAAAUGAACAGAAUUGAAAGAGAGACAGUCUGGUAUUUGCUAGCAUAUGUAUAUAUUUUUUGUUAGUCUUGUUCAUUUUGUGUAUAAAAUAACAGCAUAUGUAUAUCUUUUUUCGUUGAAUGUGUGAAUUUAUAAAUAAGAAAUGAGGGGCAAUGAAUGUGUCACCAAUUUGAUUUAAUUUCA
Molecule: messenger RNA, 2701 nt
Organism: Olea europaea var. sylvestris
Lineage: Eukaryota; Viridiplantae; Streptophyta; Magnoliopsida; Lamiales; Oleaceae
Product: protein PAF1 homolog
Exons: 12
Coding region: 422-2488 (688 amino acids)
Biological process (GO): transcription elongation by RNA polymerase II
Cellular component (GO): Cdc73/Paf1 complex
Molecular function (GO): RNA polymerase II complex binding; chromatin binding
Source: RefSeq, a predicted model, not a curated record